AUGGCCGUACCCCGUGCCUUGCUGCCACAGCUGGGGCUGUCCCUGUGCUUGGCUCUGUGCCUUUCUCCUGCCUUUUCUGCAAGUUAUAAUGAUCCCUGCAUGGUCUUGAAUACAGUCGUCACCUCUGACAACUCAGGAAUCAGCACUAAGGCUGGGGGCUCUGGCAGGAACAGAACCUACACAGUGUCCGUUCCUGUGAACAGUUCCGUCAGUGCUGUGAUUCUGAAAGCAGUGAACCAGAACAACAACACCACGGUGGGCUCCUGGACUGGACCAACUCAGGAAUGCAAUGACACCAGUGUCCUCUAUCGAGUGACGUCCUCAAACAACUCCAACUUCCAGGCAACGUGGAUAGCUCCUGAUUCUGAGGAUGUGACCCAAAUCGACCUGCAAGUCUCCAUCGUCAACAACAAUCGCACAGCUGUAACGAUGUCAUCUGUGAGACUGGAACAGAUAACAACACCUGCACCCUUGAGCCCCACCCCUGAGACUUCUGGGAGCAGCCACACCACAACCAUGACUAUGGCCAAGAGCCAGUCCACAACCAUGAUUACAGCCGAGACCUCGGCCAUGACCACAGCCCACACCACAGCCCACACCUCGGCCAUGACCACAGCGCAGACCACGGCCCAAAGCCUGGCCGCCAACGCCCUCGGCAGCCCCCUGGCAGGUGCCCUCCAUAUUCUGCUUGUUUUUCUUAUCAGCAAACUCCUCUUCUAGAGGAGACGGAGGAAGCCAAUCUCUGACCUACAGAACGUCCUCCUAAAGCUAACUCCAGGCCAGUGCUUCCGUGUGAAUGAAGAUUUUUAUGUCCUCAGCGUGCAACUCCACCACCUCGGACCACAGACAUGUGAUACGAACUAGUGCGUUUGAGCGACACAGACAUUUGCCAGGAUCUUUCAGGGCACAAAUUCUGCUUUUUGUAAAUACUUCGGCCAGUCUAGUUGU
Molecule: messenger RNA, 948 nt
Organism: Onychomys torridus (southern grasshopper mouse)
Lineage: Eukaryota; Metazoa; Chordata; Mammalia; Rodentia; Cricetidae
Product: placenta-expressed transcript 1 protein-like
Exons: 4
Coding region: 1-720 (239 amino acids)
Biological process (GO): negative regulation of cell-matrix adhesion; wound healing, spreading of epidermal cells; positive regulation of cell migration
Cellular component (GO): external side of plasma membrane; apical plasma membrane
Source: RefSeq, a predicted model, not a curated record